Messenger RNA from Branchiostoma belcheri (Belcher's lancelet), 421 nucleotides. RefSeq lists its product as uncharacterized. NCBI's taxonomy places the organism in Eukaryota, Metazoa, Chordata, Leptocardii, Amphioxiformes, Branchiostomatidae. The record is from RefSeq and is a predicted model, not a curated record. The transcript has 3 exons. Bases 86 to 421 code for a protein of 111 amino acids.
UUCAAUUUUGGCCGAGAAAUACGGAAUAACAAAAGGUUUAUCUUUCAGAGCUCAUCUUCAGUAACUUUGGACUCGAUCCAGCAAAAUGAAGGUUAUUGCGUGUCUGCUUCUUGUGGCCUUCAUCUAUUGUGUUGGCCAUGUGGCGUCCCUACAGUGCUACGCGUGCACAGGUAUGGGGACAGGUACUGACUACGACAACUGUCUCAACAAGAAGGACACCUGGAACCUGACGACCUGCCCUGCUAACACCACCAACUGCUUUUCUGUGAAGUUGAUGCUGAACUCAACCUACCAACUGUACGGUCGCGGCUGCGCGAGGCAGAGUCAGUGUUCCACAUCAAAACUCACCAACGCCACCGCUGCCUGCCUGGCCGUCGGAGCCAGUGAUACCAGCAGUUGUACAAGUAAGUGUGCGAGCUAG